This is a messenger RNA of Iphiclides podalirius (scarce swallowtail), 1380 nucleotides long. Lineage: Eukaryota; Metazoa; Arthropoda; Insecta; Lepidoptera; Papilionidae. The record is from the annotation of a GenBank genome assembly.
AUGUCAAUAACUUGUGGUGAAAUUUUAACACUCCUAAAUACCGAAAUUGGUGAAGGAUGGUGGGAAGGGCGCAACGCAAAGGGAGAAACAGGUCUUUUCCCAGCAGCUUAUGUAAGAAAACUUACACCUGAUGAAUCAGCACCAACAAAAAUUGCUCCAGCCGCACCCAGAUAUGAUCAAGCAGCUGAUGAUUGGGGUGAGCAGCAAUUUAGUGCUGGGGACAAUAACUACCAACGUGCAACAUCUCAUGAUGAUGGUUGGGAUGAUGACUGGGAUGAUGACACAUACUCUGAAAUAGGUCCAGGAGCCCAACAACAGAAUAAAUCAAACUUCAACCAACAACAACCAUUAGCACCGCUCCCAGGAAUGCCAAUCAAUGACUACAACCAACAGAUUGAUGAUACAGCAUCAAAUUUUGGAUCAAGUGUAGAAGAGAAAAAGAAGGAUUCGAAUGCACUUUUAUCAAAGAAAAAGAAAGUGAAACCACGAAAAUCUCGGGAUGCUGAUUGUCUGAGUGUUAAUUUCCUCAAGUGUGUUCUUCACAUUUUCAACGUCGUAUUCUUGUUCGCCGGCGUGGGCGUGCUGACGGUCGGCGCGUGGACGGUAGCGUCAAGGCACAGGUUCGUGCCCCUGCUGCCCACCCCGACGUACCCGGCGAUAGCGUACCUGCUCGUCAUCGCCGGCGGCAUGGGCGUGCCCUUAAGCGCUCUCGGCUGUUGCGGCCUCAAGACUGAGAACCGCACCAGCUUGCUAUGUUACACAUACUUCCUGCUGUUCACAUUCAUAUUGGAGGCGGGCGCUGGAGGCAUCGCCUACUACUACGAGGUGGCGGUCGAGUACGAACUGAGAAACGAACUCAACAACACGUUCAUCGCGAACUACGCGCUGGACGUGGUUGUGACCGACGCCGUAGACGCCAUGCAAGCAGAGUUCCGGUGCUGCGGCGCAACGAAAUACUCGGAUUGGCGGCGCAGCGCUUGGCACGAGCACGACCCUCGGCUGCUGGUGCCAGACUCCUGCUGCAGGACCAUCACGUCCCGCUGCGGAAUGAGGGACCACCCGUCGAACAUCUAUUACAACGGCUGCGUGACCCCGUUCACGAGCCACAUACGCGAGCAGCUGAUCAUCCUGGCGGCGGUGGGGGUCGGGAUGUCGGUGGUGCCGAUAUUCGGCUUCCUCUUCUCGUCCACUGCCACUUCCACGUCCAGGUCCGCGUCGGCGCGAGACCUCGCCAAGGUCCGCAGCGACGCCCCCACGAAGCCCAGACCGCAGCCCCCAACACGCCAUAGAGCGAAACGCGCCCCACUACGCGCCCCUUGCCCACUUCACAACAAGAAGUCCCCCAACCCAAUAUCGACGAUCAGCGACAACGUCAGCAUU